Plodia interpunctella (Indianmeal moth) is the source of this 5752-nucleotide messenger RNA. RefSeq lists its product as uncharacterized. The transcript is spliced from 6 exons. Gene Ontology annotation, cellular component: endoplasmic reticulum-Golgi intermediate compartment; cis-Golgi network; Golgi apparatus. Gene Ontology annotation, molecular function: antiporter activity. The record is from RefSeq and is a predicted model, not a curated record. Lineage: Eukaryota; Metazoa; Arthropoda; Insecta; Lepidoptera; Pyralidae. The coding region runs from base 206 to 1411 and encodes 401 amino acids. Gene Ontology annotation, biological process: UDP-glucose transmembrane transport.
AUUCAAGUUCAAGCAAACAAGAUAGAUUCACACACAGUCAAAUGCAGCAGCGUGUAGUGUAGAUGGGACUUUUCGGUCAGGUCGCCUCAAUAGAAAUAACAAAAAUAAAUUAAUUUGUGGCCGUUUAUAAUACAUACGACUUUGUUGGAAGCUGCUAUGCACCAGAGUGACUUUAUUAAAGGAGUACGAUCGCCCAGCGUUCGCCAUGCCAGGCGCAAAAUAUGAGCAGCUGCCGCUCAGUGGGGAAGCUGACGACGAUGUAUUUACAACUAAAACAAGAGGAAAAUGGUCCGAAAUUUGUGUGCAGAAGAGCUUAAUAUCACUAGGAUUGAUACUCCUAUACUUCUCACUGUCUAUCGGGCUGACAUUUUACCAGGGAUGGCUUCUAAAGGAGUUUUCAUACCCGUUGACCGUGGUGAUGUACCAUCUGGUCGUGAAAUGGUUGCUCUCAGUGUUGGUUCGGGUGGUGCUCCAUGUGAUAACGGGGACUCCUCAACUUAUGCUGUCCUUCUUGACCAGCGUCCGGGCUGUGGCUCCGACGGGACUGGCUAGCGGCAUCGACGUCGGCUUCUCAAACUGGGGCCUGCAGCUGGUCACGAUAUCCUUGUAUACCAUGACGAAGUCAACCACAAUUAUAUUCAUUCUCGGUUUCGCUAUUCUACUUGGACUCGAAAAGAAAUCGUGGUCCCUGGUCGGUAUAGUGUUCAUGAUAGCCUCGGGGCUCAUAAUGUUCACAUACAAGGCGACGCAGUUCGACCUGCACGGCUUCAACUUCCUGCUGUUCGCGUCGUUCGCGGCCGGCCUCCGGUGGACCUUUGCCCAGCUCCUCAUGCAGAAGUCCAAGCUGGGGCUCCACAACCCUGUCGACAUGGUGUUCCAUGUGCAGCCGUGGAUGUUCUUCUCACUCAUACCUUUUAUGGUAAUGUUUGAAGGUAUGAGUUGCUUCUACUACUUGGGUAGUUUGGAGAACGGUGAGCUCCUGCCAACGAUUUUGAAGGUGACCGUUGGCGCCACUAUCGCCUUCGCGAUGGAGAUCAGCGAGUUCCUAGUUGUCACCUACACGUCUAGUCUUACACUCUCCAUAGCUGGUAUCUUUAAGGAAAUGUGCAUUCUAGUCUUAGCAAUUAAAGUGGGCGGCGAUAAACUGAGCUCCAUCAACCUGAUCGGUUUGGCACUCUGCUUGCUGGGCAUCAUCGGCCACAUAGUUCACAAGGUUUUAGUGAUAAAAGCCGUAGCUGGGACCGUGAGCGCAGUGGACGAGAAUUUCGAAGUUAUCAGGAACAGGGCGAAUGGAGAUAGCAAAUCGGAACCGCUCCUCGAACCGGACACAAAAUGGCCGACCAGCGACGACAGCGACGCCGACACGAACACGGUGCUACACGAAAUAAUUCAGAGGCGGGAUUUUAAGUAAGGAUUCUGCGUUGAACCGACAUUCUGAUUCAUUAACACAUUAAUAUUUAACGAGAAUAUCUGUCUGUCAGUCACGAUUUGUUAAUUUCGCUGGGCCGAUCUUGAUAACGUUUAGUGAGGAUAAAGCUUAAGAAACUAGGUCAAACUUAAGCUGUAUUAAAUAAAUUUGAGGUUGCUAUGAGUGUGGAAGUUUGUAUGAAUGAAACAACACAUGAAAAUAUUUAGGAUUCAAUGUUGUAGAGUUUAUAGAUUUGCCAACGACACGCAAAGAGGAACACAUGAAAAUUAAGCCGGCAGUAUCAUUAACAAUAAGAGUUAGAAUUAAAUCACAUUCGAACUACUAUUAUCUGCUCUGCUACGACCAAUCUGCUACGAUUUUGGCAUCAUAAUGUUUGCGUGGUGCGACUGUGCUGUUCACAUCGCACUAUCAUGUCGAUUCGCAGUGAGAUGCGGCUAACCAAUCACGCGACGACAACCACACCGCGAUCUGAUUGGUUCGCCGCGUCUCACUUAUAAAUCUUUCGACGGUCGAUAUUGAACGUUAGUCUCACUACACAAUAUUUCAUUAGAGAACAUUAAUGUACAGUCAAGCAUCACAUCAAGUUACCCCUCACCAGCCUCUGUGGCGCGGUAAUAGGGGCGAGUUUUCAAUGUAUUUGGGUAGGUUGAUGUGCUGUUGAUCUGCUAUUGAAUCAAAAUACCUCAAGUUAUACUUAUGAUCAAUUUUUAAAAUUUAGCUUAGUGUGACAUGUAUAUACUGAUAUAAAAUAGUCCAAAUAUUUGUAUCUUAAACUUGUAUACACACGCUGCGUUCCGUUCUACUGAAUAUAGCAUAGACACAUGUUAUUUCAUGCAUUUUCAGAUAUAAGCUACUGAACUAGCAGUCAUACGAAUGACCACUGCUAAGAAGAGUGAAAAUCGAAUCAUUUAUACAGAAAUUCGACCUUCACGGGCACUUUUUAACGACAUAUUUUAAAAUAAACUGAGGGGUUAGUGCGGGUUUGCAUAUAACCUCUCACCAUCGAAUCGAUUCGGUGGUGAGAUGUAAAAUGCAAACCCGCACUUCGCCCACUGUUAUUUUUUGUACAUAAAUUAACUUACUCGAGUGCGUACCGUGCUCGUGUGCUGCGUCUGCACUUAAGCGGAAAGUUUCGGUAUCAGUAGAUAUCAUUAUAUAUUACUAGCUUUUACCCGCGGCUUCUCCUGCGUCAACUCCAGGAUAGGAUCCUAGGAUAUCCACGGGUGGAUAUGGAGUGGUUCUAUUUUAGGGCGGAACCACACACCCCGUUUUCUAUUGACCGUCAUACGACUAAUUAAAUUAGUACUAGUACCACUGACAAGUCUGGCACUAACCUAUAUUAAUAACUUUCUUUUUAAUAGAAUUUGUGUGCUUAUAAAUCUAUCGAUCAAUAAAAUAUUAUAAAAAAAAUGUUUAAGAAAAGCUUUUAUAUAAAAUACAAUUUAAAUACUUACAUUAAGCUUAUUAUGUUGCGAUAUUAACAUAAAUAAAUAUUAUAAAUAUUUACACUCCUAGACAAGGAAUUAAUGCUUCUGUGUGCAAUAAGGUAUAUUGUAUCGCAAUUGAAGAUCUUAUGAAUUGAUUAAGUAUAGAAAUCGCUUUGUUGAAAAACCCCAUAAAAUUGAUGUCGCGACAAGCUUUUAUUGUUAUUUAAAUUCUCUAAAGUAAUAGAUAUUUAAUUUAAUAGGCUUAAUGUGAGUAUUUAAAUUUUAUUUUUAUAUUUUUCGGGUAUUUAAAUAAAAGCUUGUCUUAAAUGAUUUUUUUUAUAAUACUUUAUUUGCACAUACACUAGUAUUCGAUCGAUAUUUGAAGGAAAGAGAACAAAUAUUGUGUAUAAUUAGUAAUAUUUACUGAAUGGUAAGUUAUUUUUAUACAAAAAUGACAUUUGUGACACAAAUCGUGUCCGCGCAGUAAACCGAUGGGUUCCCUCAUGGUGGGUAAACACUGGGUGUGUUGCCAGCCACCGAGACGGAACAGUGCCUUUAUUUAUUUUCUUGUAUUAAUAGACUGUAUUGGUACAGUCUGCCAAAAAGUGUAUUAAACUGAUUUUUUUAAUGAACUACAUUUUAAAGUCUCAUUUCAAUACCAUAUAGAAUGGUCAAGAUGGUUGGAUAAAUAUCCAAUGUUGCCAGCCAACAGGAGACACCAUAUUCUUGUCAGACUGUACCUCGACAUAUUCUUGAUCUUGUCCAUGGUGAUCUACUGAAGGUGAAAGUGUUAUAUCUAAGUAAACCUUUCCAAACCCGCACGACACAAGGACUUAACACAGAUAAUAUCUGUGUCAAGUCCUUGUGGCGUGAAUUUACCUUACAUGUAAACCCACGCGGGCGAAGUUGCGGGCUGAACAAGUAUUGCAACAUUUAAAUUGUAAUUUAUAAACACAAAAAUUCAUAUCCUUCGGAAUGGCCUUAUAAUGUUCCUGACCUUUUUAUACAUACAUAGCGGAACAUUUAGAAUUUCUAUAAUAGGUACAAGUUUUAUAAGAGAAUCAUUGUGAUUGAAUAUUAUGGAUGUAAUAAUAUGUAAUAUAAUUGUAAGUUUUUUUCGCAUUUAAUGUACAUAUAUCGGCAUAUAAAUUAGCAUUCCCUUUGAAUUCCAACGUCAAGCUAAAUAAUGAUAAAAAUAUUAUUAUAUUUUUGUAAAUUGUACAUGAUAAUAUGUAAUAGUGAGUCAAAAGAUCUGAAAAACUAUAAUAAAACCGCAACGGCUUCAAGCGCCAACAGACACUACUUGACCGUUUCCACCGAACUCCCAAGUGUAAACAGUUGUCAUUGUCCAUCAGUUGAUUGACAAGUGACAAGUGACAAUUGACAAAGACAAUUUAGAUUUUUCUACACAUAUUUUGAUGAGUUUCACGUUGGCAAUAUCAUCAUUUUGGCGAACGAUGUAGUCAUAACAAAAGAGAAACUACUCAAGCUGUUUUCAUCGCAUAGAAUUUGGUACUUUGUACAACCGGAGAACCUACGAAUUUCAUGGUUGACCGUCAUAAAUUGUACAAUUAUUUUCAUCAUAAAGAAAUGAUUAACAGACCCUUAAUGAGUGUACUGGUCAAUAAAAAAUGACAAGACCGCCUCGUGUGUACACGUUUUAUUCAUUGUAAAAUAUAGCUUGAUCCCUCUUGACAGGAUGAACGGAAACAUUCGAAACGUGAGCUACAGAUACAGAUGUUUUAAUUUCAUACGAUUUGUCAUCUGUCACAGAUAUCAAGCCAUGUUUAAUAUUAGUAUAGAGGUCAACUUUACUCACUGUAUCAUAAUAUAAUUUUGCCAUUGACUACAAGCGAUAUUUUGUCAUACUGUUAUGAAAUCUCUUUAAAGGCCUCAUUUUUUGAGAAAAUAUUUCCGUGAACCGUAUACAUUAUCGUAUUUUUCAUUAUGUUCACAAGGAAGAGAUACCCCUAAAGGAAGUACACGAGGAGAAAUGGGACAGGACGUGUAAGUAUAUCAUCUGUCUCAUAAGGGCAGCGUUGACGAGGUUGAGGAGUUAUUGAAUGGUCUGUCUCAUGUGGCAACUCGCUGCUAUAAUUGUUAAAUUUGUGUCUAUAUGUUUUCUUGGUAUUUGAGUAGUGUUAAGCGACUGUCAUUCAAUAAAUGUUUUUAUUCAAUAUUUUAUUAAAAUGGCAUUCUUAACGAAUAGAAGUUUUACAGCUACAUUUCGUGAAGGCUAGGUAGUAAUAUCAGUUUUAUUUUUGUUGGUACAGUCAGGUACACUAAUGAAAAAUAGUUUUUUUAUACACCGAAAUCGUCAAAUUCAAAGUUUUUUAUAUUGAUGAUUUUUUUUUGUUUCUAUAUAUAAUUUAUCCCAUUUCUGAUAAAAUUGCUUUAAAAUUCCGAUGUAAUAUAAUAUAUCUUUUUGUUUAAAUAUCUAUAAAGAGAUAUAUGAGAACGCAAAUUCAUAAAUUAACGGCAAAAAAUUAUGUUGGCCACUAUUAGGUAUUGAUUUUUCUUUUGACUCAUACGAGCUAGAGUUUUAACUACAAUUUACAAAACAUAGAUUUUUUUACUGACACUUUUACUUUGUUACAAGAUUUGUUGUUUUUUUUUUUGUUAUUUUAUGUAAAUAUUUAAAAUUAAACGUUUCUAUUUUAGUUCGUAAGUACCUGUUUUUUGAAAGCACGAAUCAUAGGGGUACCUGGCAUAAUAAUAAUUCACACCUUUAUGGCGCUAACUGUACAUGGACCAAUAUUGUGCAUUUAAGUAAUAAAUAUACUGACAUUAAAAAGAACAUGUAUAAAAUUAUUAAUUAAGGUGUUUAUCGACGAUGGAUUUGUCGACACAAUAGUAUUUUGUUAAAAUUGUGAGUAAAUAAACGAAUAAAACCAAA